ACCGGAGCAUGAUGAAAACGCAUGCAUAGGUAUUCUAUUCUGUCCUCUAUUCAUUCCUUUCGCGAUCGCGUCCCAGUAAACAACAAGAAAACUGAAAAAUGUAACAUUAUUUUUUUAUUAGCUCAUAAAGUGAAGGUGUAAAGAAUUAAGUGAAUUUACUAUUUAGAGGAGUAUAUAGGACAGAUAAAGACUAUAGAACAAGACCUGCAUGAUAGCGGCCAAAUAUUCUAGUUGAAGAGCCGAGCCAAAUUUUAUUAUAGAAUUGAGAAAGGGAAUAGGAGCUUUUACCUUUUACAUUGAUUUUAGAAUUUCACCAUCUACUUUCCACUUGAUGGAUCAUCUAUUAUAGAAAAACACAUAGGUACCUACCAAGGUUCCUACCUACCUACCUACCUACUUGAUGAAUUAAAAUAUUUUUCAAAAUGGUUUUUAUACUACGACAUGUCCAGAGAGGUGACAUUUUAGUUUUGGGCCACAACAUGGAAUAUGCGGUUGGGCGGAGUAGAAGGAACCAUAUUAUCGUCCAAUAUAAUACUGUUGAUAACAUACAUGCUGUACUAACAAUAACUAAUGAUGAGGCCACAAUUGAAGAUUUGGAUACAAAAUUUGGCACUAGGGUGAAUGGGCGAAAAAUAAAGGGCCCUUUCAAAUUACGUAAUGGAGAUGUUGUAACAUUUGGGGCUAACACUUCCUGUAAAUAUGCGUUUCUUAAUGACACAUUUGAGGUUCAACUGGACAAACAAAUGCAAAAAUGCAUUAGAACAUCUUUGAUAAACACUUUAAAAUGCCUGAAUAUUAAAAUUGUUGAAAAAUUCAACGCAUGCUGCUCACAUUAUGUAAUAGAAAAAGUAACAUUAGAUUCGCUUGAAGAACAAUCAAUUUUCAAAUAUCUUAUAAACAAAAAGACUGUGAUAACACCAAAAUAUUUUGAAGAUAUAUUAGCCAACAUUGAAGAAGCUCCACUGUUACCAAAUUUAUAUAGAUAUAUGCCAGAAAUAGAUCAAUAUUUGGUUUAUAAAGGUAUCGAAGAUAUACCCAGAGUUUCAAGAAGAUAUUUAUUUGAAGAUGUGAUCUGUGUAUUUUUCAAUAAGGCGUGUGAAAAGAAGCUUUGUUCCAUUAUUACAAAAUGUGGUGGUCAUGCUAUCAUGUAUACUCGGGAUAAAGAAAUAUUUUUGGAACGUAUAAAUUAUGGUAUAAAAAUAUUUAUUGCAGUUAUUCAUAAUUCCAAUGGUGAAAUACCUGAAUUAAUGAAUUCAUUCUCAAGUUUAAUGAAAGAGCAAAAGCUGAAGAUAUUUAAAACAUUCUCUGUUAUGGAUAUAUAUACAGCCGUCCUACGGGCUACAUUAAAUGUGUUUCCAAUAAACGUGAAAAAUAAUAAUGACAGCAGUAUAGUAAUUUCAGACAACUCAGACGAUAAUCCAAACUGCGAUCUGGAGCCCAUAAAUUCGAGAAUUUCCAGUGCGUGUCAAAAUAAUUCAUAUCCAAUGGAUGCAAAACAAAUGUUUGUGAAGAAUGAGGAUGGAUGGAUCACAAGGGAGAGAAAAAGUAAUUGUCAAAUUACUUUAGUAAGUAAUGCAGGCACUAAUAAAACAAAAGCCAGUCCAACUGUUAGAAAUUCGAAGGAAAAUUACAAUUCAUUGUCAGAAAAGGAUACUGUUAAAACAAGUGUUCGAAAAGAUGCCCAAAAAACCCUCAACAACAGUGAAAAAAAUGAACUUGUCAUAGUAAUUGAUGAUGAUGAUGAUGAUGAUAAAAAGAAGCCAAUGGAAAUCAAUUCAACAUGCCAAACAGCUGAAGCUUCAAGAAAGAAAAACAAGUCGACAGAAAAUGAAACUUUCCCAUCUAAAAGGCCAUGCUUAGUAAUUAAUCCGUUUUCUCGAAAAGUAGUUUGCCAAAAACAGAGAAAAAGCUGUUAGGUAUCUAUCUAUGAGACAACGGUUUGAACUUUUUAAUAUUUUCUUUUCUUUAACGUUUAUUUUAUUAGAUUUUAUAAGCUUGUUAUUGAAUAAAUGGUUUACUUUCA
Ceutorhynchus assimilis (cabbage seed weevil) is the source of this 2023-nucleotide messenger RNA. NCBI's taxonomy places the organism in Eukaryota, Metazoa, Arthropoda, Insecta, Coleoptera, Curculionidae. The record is from the annotation of a GenBank genome assembly.